AUGGCGAUUGGUUCUCUCGUCGCCUCGAGGUUCGCCAGGUCGAGCCAUGCCCUCCCCGCCGCCGCCGCCGCCGCUGCGGCCAUCUCUCAGGCUCCCAGGGCCCAGCACACCGCAUUUCCUCUACUCUCCGGCCCCCUUGGAGCAGCAGCUCGUGCUUUCAGCUCAAGGGCUCUAUGGAAGGGAGCAUUCGUUGAUGCUUUCCUGGCUAGAAUAAAGAAGAACAGAGAAAACAUGAAUGGCAAGAAGAUUUGGUCUCGUAGAUCGUCUAUUUUGCCGGAAUUCGUCGGUUCCUCUGUGCUCAUUUACAAUGGGAAAACUCAUGUCCGGUGCAAGAUCACUGAAGGGAAGGUUGGCCAUAAAUUCGGAGAGUUUGCUUUUACACGGAGACGAAGGCCGCAUCGAACAAUACAAGCAAAGGGAAAUCAAGGAAAGGGCAGAAAGUAA
Molecule: messenger RNA, 444 nt
Organism: Miscanthus lutarioriparius
Lineage: Eukaryota; Viridiplantae; Streptophyta; Magnoliopsida; Poales; Poaceae
Source: the annotation of a GenBank genome assembly